Molecule: messenger RNA, 1920 nt
Organism: Metarhizium acridum CQMa 102
Lineage: Eukaryota; Fungi; Ascomycota; Sordariomycetes; Hypocreales; Clavicipitaceae
Source: RefSeq, a predicted model, not a curated record
AUGACCCGAUCGCAGCGCCCACACUGCGCUGGAUUUAUACUCAUUACUCUCCUUUGUUUGCUCUGCAUUGGCCUUGUCGUGUGGAGGACAGACGGGAUGGACGCGCCUGUCCAGCCACCUCCGUCCGUAAUCACCCUCGGCGACGCGACUUAUUUCAUACCGACAACCUUUAAGCAUCAAAGCCCGCUUUCCGACAAACUGGCUACAGGGCCGUGCACCGUCAUUCGCGUCUCUAGUCCGUACAUCACAGCAGAUGAUCUGAAUGACAUUCGAGAGAAGCUUUCACAGGACGAUGUUUGGACGACCGAUUUUCUCCAGAACCUCAUUUUGCAGUCAGCAACGUUUCACAAAGACGUCCGAACCAGCCCUUCCGCUCGGCGGACGCUCGAGACUUGGCGAAGCCGAGUUUUAUUCCAUGGCACGUCAGAAAUUCUAGACGCGCCAUCGGGGCCUUAUUUCUGCGACGCUGGCCGGUUGCACGAAGUGUAUCGACUGUAUCCCGAUACAGCUGGGGCAUUCAUGAGUGCCACGGUUCAGUCACCCAACGACCCAUAUCUCUACACGUCCUUGAACGUGUCUGUAUUCACAGGAGAAUUUCCUGCGACAUUGACUGUCGGUGUACCCUCACGCCUAUACUUUACGCCUAGCAGGGAAAAGCCGUUGGCCGGUCUCCGUAUCGCAGUCAAAGACACUCAGAAUGUCCGGGGAGUCAAGACGACGGGUUCGUCCCGUGCCUGGGCUCGACUUUACGGGCCACAGGAAAAGAGCGCCACUGGGGUACAACGCCUGCUAGAGCAUGGCGCCAUUGUAGUUGGUAAGCUCAAGUCAACACAGUUUGGCGAGAGUGAGUGGGCUACCCGCGACUGGGUGGAUUAUCAUGCGCCCUGGAAUCCACGGGGGGAUGGAUAUCAAACUCCUAGCGCGAGUAGCUCUGGUAGUGCCGCCGCUGUGGCCGCCUACGACUGGUUAGACUUGUCUACUGGCACAGAUUGUAGCGGAAGUGUUCGAGCCCCUGCCGCUGUUCAUGGAUUAUUUGGGAUCCGGCCAUCAACAGAUGCUAUAGACAAUGAAGGCGUCAUCCCAUUCUCAAAGAACUUUGACACCUUUGGAAUUUUCACAAGGGACAUGGGAACUCUUGCGUUGACAUCAUCGGUUCUUUAUAAUCAAAAAGGAGAAAUUCCUGCCUGCUUUAAGAAGCCCAAGCGGAUUAUAUAUCUCAGUGAAUACUGGCCGGUUGGAGACGAGGCAAGCUCGGUGGUAUUUGAAGACACUAUCCGACAACUUGAAAGCACCCUCGGUAUAAAAAAAACGGAGCUCAGCCUAGGUAGACUUUGGUCGGAAUCAAACACUUUGGGAACUGACCUUUCGAUUGAUGACUAUUUCAAAACGACGUUCGUCGAUGCAUCGGCUCCAGACCAAUGGGCUAUGCUCAAGGCAUUUCAUACAGAAUACGAGAACGCAUUUGGUCAUGCUCCUCCGCUAAACCCCCAACUUCAGUGGAAAAUGAAAUUUUUACCAAACCAGACAGUUGAACAGCAGAAACAAGGAGAAAAGGACAUUAAAGUCUUCCGUACUUGGUUCGAAAAACAACCGUCUUGGACUGGCGAAGGCUGGUUUUUUCAUUUUAUCGCUGUAUAUGCGGGAGCCCCUGAGGUUAUUUUGCCAAUUGGCCAAACGCCAUAUCAGUCUCGGUUGACAAAGAGGCAGGAGUGGCUUCCAGUUGCUAUUGGGCUCCUGGGUGCAAGAGGCACAGAUGCGGCCUUCACCGCUUUUAUAAAGGAUACAGUAAAGGCCGCGAAACUGCCGACAACGGUCAAUGUUGGUCGGACCGCAUUCAAGCCGAGUAUAUCCGAGGCUAAUAGCGCUGUCGCUGCUCCGCUUAUGGCUCGUGGCAGUUAUGCAUUCAAUACUCGAUACUGA